Messenger RNA from Nothobranchius furzeri (turquoise killifish), 1517 nucleotides. RefSeq names its product endoplasmic reticulum-golgi intermediate compartment 1 (gene ergic1). Lineage: Eukaryota; Metazoa; Chordata; Actinopteri; Cyprinodontiformes; Nothobranchiidae. The record is from RefSeq and is a predicted model, not a curated record.
AUUUGAUAUCUACAGGAAGGUGCCAAAAGAUCUCACCCAGCCAACGUAUACAGGAGCUUUUAUAUCCAUUCUAUGCUGCGUCUUCAUCCUCUUCCUCUUCCUGUCUGAGCUGACGGGAUUUAUAGCCACUGAAAUUGUGAAUGAAUUAUAUGUGGAUGACCCUGAUAAAGACAGUGGUGGGAAGAUAGAAGUGAGUUUAAACAUCAGUUUGCCAAACUUACACUGUGACUUGGUGGGUUUGGACAUCCAAGAUGAGAUGGGCCGCCACGAGGUCGGCCACAUAGACAACUCCAUGAAGGUCCCGCUCAACCAGGGCGAUGGCUGUCGAUUUGAGGGAGAGUUCACAAUCAACAAAGUACCAGGGAACUUCCACGUGUCCACACACAGCGCCACCGCGCAGCCCCAAAGCCCUGACAUGACUCACACCAUUCACAAGCUCGCAUUUGGAGAAAAGCUACAAGUGCAGAAGGUCCAAGGGGCCUUUAACGCUUUAGGAGGGGCCAACAGGCUGUCAUCUAACCCUCUGGCCUCGCACGACUACAUCCUGAAGAUCGUUCCAACGGUGUAUGAAGACCUGUCGGGCAAACAGAGGUUCUCCUACCAGUACACAGUAGCCAACAAGGAAUACGUUGCUUACAGCCACACGGGCAGAAUUAUCCCAGCAAUCUGGUUCAGAUACGACCUGAGUCCCAUCACGGUCAAGUACACGGAGAGGAGACAGCCCUUUUAUCGCUUCGUCACCACGAUCUGCGCCAUCGUCGGAGGGACGUUCACCGUGGCGGGAAUCAUCGACUCCUGUAUAUUCACCGCCUCGGAGGCCUGGAAGAAGAUCCAGAUAGGGAAGAUGUCCUGAGGACGGACCGCUUCCUCUCGGGUUCAUGUCGUAUUUAGGAGAGUGAGGUUUCAUAGCCUGGUAGCUAAAUCCGGUCCUGAAUGAAAACAAUCUCCUGUUGGAGAUCCGUGGACUAUCCAGCACGUGGUCUAACUACCAGGCUGCACGUCUCUCUUUACUGAAGAUCCUCUCCUCCUGCUGACGCGCGGACGCUGACUAUCGUGUCUGCUUCCUCCUCAUUAGCGUCCGGAGACGAGAGGGAAUCUCUCGUUACUGACAUGAUUGAUUUAAAGGUGUGUGUGUGCGCGCGUGCAGCAUAUUUUGUUUUUAAAUGAAGUAAACAAAAAUGUUGAGCAGAUGAAGGCAUUAAUCAGUGUUUCGGUUACAAAUGGGUUUGUUCCUCUGGUUUCUGAACCGCCUCAUGCUGAUUUUACGUUUGGUUCAGAUCGGGUGUUUCGGCCUCUCCUUCGUUUCUCUGCAUGUUACUGACGUGGCUCGACUUGUCUUCACAUAAAACGUUUUUCUAGUUUAUCUCAAUGACUGAUGGACAAAUGCAAUUACAGUGUAAUUGGUAUAGGUUGUGUUCUUGUGUUCUCCCAGCUGAAGAAGUCAGAACUUCUUAAACCUUUUCAACCUCCUUUUGUAUCUCCGUUUCCUUUCCGAGUAAAGGUGCCCUUGAAGCUGG